Heteronotia binoei (common prickly gecko) is the source of this 1655-nucleotide messenger RNA. RefSeq names its product IKAROS family zinc finger 1 (gene IKZF1). The record is from RefSeq and is a predicted model, not a curated record. Gene Ontology annotation, biological process: regulation of transcription by RNA polymerase II. The transcript has 8 exons. Gene Ontology annotation, molecular function: DNA-binding transcription factor activity; RNA polymerase II cis-regulatory region sequence-specific DNA binding. The coding region runs from base 12 to 1622 and encodes 536 amino acids. NCBI's taxonomy places the organism in Eukaryota, Metazoa, Chordata, Lepidosauria, Squamata, Gekkonidae.
ACUUGGGGAAAAUGGAAACAGACGAAGCUCAAGAUAGAACCCAAGUUUCAGGGAAAGAAAGCCCUCCAUUAAGUGAUGUCCCAGAUGACGGUGAAGAGUCCAUGCCCGUGCCAGAGGACCUUUCGACGAGCUCAGGAGGGCAACAGAAUUCUAGGAAUGAGAGAGUUUUGGCUGCCUACGGGGCCGAAGGCUUUAGGGAUUUCCACGCCAUCCUCCCCAAAUCCUUUUCCCCCAGUAAUGUUAAAAUAGAGACACAGAGUGAUGAAGAGAAUGGGCGUGCCUGUGAAAUGAAUGGGGAAGAAUGUGCGGAGGAUUUACGAAUGCUUGAUGCCUCGGGAGAGAAAAUGAAUGGCUCGCACCAUGGCGGCAAAGCCAUGUCAGGCGCUGGAGGCAUUCGGCUCCCAAACGGAAAGCUAAAGUGUGAUAUCUGUGGGAUCAUUUGCAUCGGUCCCAAUGUUCUUAUGGUUCACAAGAGAAGCCACACUGGCGAACGCCCCUUCCAGUGUAAUCAGUGCGGGGCAUCCUUUACUCAGAAAGGCAACUUGCUCCGCCACAUCAAGUUGCACUCCGGCGAAAAGCCGUUCAAGUGCCACUUGUGUAACUACGCCUGUCGCCGGAGAGAUGCUCUCACAGGACACCUGAGGACCCAUUCUGUCGGCAAGCCCCACAAAUGCGGAUAUUGCGGUCGGAGCUAUAAGCAGCGGAGCUCUUUGGAAGAACACAAGGAGCGCUGCCACAACUAUUUGCAAACCAUGAACCUCUCCGGCGGUCUUUAUCCCGUCAUGAAAGAGGAAACAAGCCAGAGCGAAAUGGCCGAAGACCUGUGCAAAAUGGGAUCCGAGCGAUCCCUGGUGCUGGACCGACUCGCGAGUAACGUCGCCAAACGUAAGAGUUCUAUGCCUCAGAAAUUUGUGGGCGAGAAAUGCGUGUCCGACGCGACGUACGAUGCAACCCUCAGUUAUGAGAAGGAGAACGACAUGAUGCAAACCCACGUCAUGGAUCAGGCCAUCAACAACGCCAUCAGCUACCUAGGGGCAGAAUCGUUGCGCCCCCUGGUGCAAACCCCGCCAGGGGGCUCCGAAGUCGUGCCCAUCCUCAGCCCAAUGUACCAGCUCCACAAGCCCCCCGGGGACGGCCACCCUCGCCCCAAUCACGCCGCUCAGGACAGUGCGGUGGAAAACCUGCUCUUGCUCUCGAAAGUCAAAUCGAUUUCCUCCGAGAGGGACCCGUCCCCCAGCAACAGCGGCCACGACUCCACCGACACGGAGAGCAACAACGAGGAGCGCGGCGGUUUAAUUUACCUAACAAACCACAUCGCACCCCAUGCGCGCAACGGCCUCUCUCUCAAAGAAGAACACAGGCAGUACGACGUCCUGAGGGCCGGGAGUGACAGCUCUCAGGAUGCUUUCAAAGUCAUCAGCGGCAACGGGGAGCAAGUGAAAGUUUACGUCUGUGAACACUGUCGUGUCUUGUUCUUAGAUCAUGUCAUGUACACCAUCCACAUGGGCUGCCACGGCUUCCGCGACCCUUUCGAAUGCAACAUGUGUGGCUAUCGCAGCCAGGACAGGUACGAGUUCUCUUCUCACAUCACUCGAGGGGAGCACCGUUUCCGCAUGAGUUAAAACUUUCCCCAUGCAUUGGAGUUGCGCGGUGGC